Molecule: messenger RNA, 331 nt
Organism: Bursaphelenchus xylophilus (pine wood nematode)
Lineage: Eukaryota; Metazoa; Nematoda; Chromadorea; Rhabditida; Aphelenchoididae
Source: the annotation of a GenBank genome assembly
AUGUUCAGACAACUUAUCCUCGCUGUUCUCCUCCUUCUCACCGUCGGCGAAGGUAAGAAGACGAAAUAGAUAGCCAUUAUAUUCCUCGCUUCAGUCUAUGGCGACGGCACCUACAGCUGUGGACCAAGAGGAAAGUAAGUAAACGUAAAACCCUUGCCAAUGCGUUUCAGAGGAUCGGUUAGAGUUCACGGGGGAACUCAUCACAAAAGCCAUGGCCACAAAAAGACAACUGGAAAGUACGAUUGGGCCACGGUCGGAAACCGUAUGUUGUCAAGAAAAGAACUAAAAACAAAUUUAUAUUUUAGGCUAUGGAACAGGAAAGAAGGACUAG